This is a messenger RNA of Triticum dicoccoides, 4190 nucleotides long. Its product is annotated as cytochrome P450 72A14-like. The transcript has 5 exons. Gene Ontology annotation, molecular function: heme binding; oxidoreductase activity, acting on paired donors, with incorporation or reduction of molecular oxygen; iron ion binding. The record is from RefSeq and is a predicted model, not a curated record. NCBI's taxonomy places the organism in Eukaryota, Viridiplantae, Streptophyta, Magnoliopsida, Poales, Poaceae. The coding region runs from base 2449 to 4032 and encodes 527 amino acids.
CACCACCCACACAAGGGCGGCCUGUUGCUGCCCCUUCUCCUCCUUGGCGCGCCUCCCGGAGCGGCUUCGCGUGCUGGAGAUCUCCGGCGCGUCUCUGGACGGCCUCGCGGUCGGCGGCGCCGUCGCCGCGUGCCCCAGUCUCGCCGACCUCACUCUGCUCAAGUGCCAGUGCUCUGGCUACGUGUCCAGCGCUGCCGCCUUGACUUGGUAGCGUGCAUAGCAUCUUGUCCGAGCAGCUGUCUCUGCGUGGUGUCCAGUGGAGCUGGGGCAGCACCCGGUGAUGAACAUUGCGUCCUGUGGUGGUUCCGAUGCGAGGGAGCCUUUUCCCGAGGUCGAUCUUGCUGAAUUCUUCGACAGCCACCCAAAGAUUCGCUCGCAAGUUUGAGAUCCAUGAUGCAAUGCAACCCCGGUGUGCGUCCCGAUGGUGCCCGUCACCUGUUCGACGGAGUGCUCGACCCAGGUCGAUGCCGUCGACCAAGCCCAUGACGCCGCCACCGUCGCAGCGGAGGUUCGCAACACCACAACUGCGCUCGGCCCCGAGCUCGCCAUCGUCCUCUGCAACACCACGGCGGCCAUCGGUGUAGCCACCUGUGGUCACCACGACAGGUUCCACGGCCUCAACAUCCCCGUGACAGCCAACAUCAGCCCGCCGCCCCACGUCUAGGCCAUCGUUUUCAAGCAAUGGCCGAGCAGUACCAGUGUGGCCAGAAUUACCCAAGUGUGAGCUUCCGGAUUAAUACUAUUCUACUAUUGACAAUUUUGCUUUACUGGUGACUAUCACCGUUAAUGUUGUUUGUUCAUGGGAACCUAUUGAGCAUCAGUUUACAACUGUUCUUGAUCAGGGGCAUUGGAAGUUUUCUGAACAUGCUGCUGCAGGUAGUUUUCCUAAGCCUAAAAAAAGGCCAGAGACACUGCGGAUCACGACAAUGUCAGUACUCAGGGGCAUGUUCUCCUGCAAGGUACGUGGUGGUGGUUCAAUUAUUUGCGCAUUCCAUCGGAGAUCUUAUUCGUACUGUUCACAAGAGGGCAGGGCAGCCUAGUACAGUGGAGUUCAAAGAAUUUAAGAGCAACAAUUGUCCAUGCUUUGGGCUCCAAACCAGAGGGAAGUUUGUUGAUACUGAUUGAGUUGGAGACGUGCAUUACAUAUCUGAAUUCAUGUGCAGUCAGUGCCUCUGGGAACUAUAGUCAUUGGCGUUUCUUUGUUCGGUUUGAGAGGCUAUGGGCUCCUGGAACUAAAGAAGUGUCUGAUGAUAAUGUUACUGGCCAGUCUCGGGUGGGCGGCUUUCAGUACACCAGCAGGUGCACUGACACGCUUACUUUCUCAGCAACUGCAGAAUAGCUAUGGGAUUGAGAGCGCAUUCGAGCUAUUGGUGCUCAUAAUGCAGCAAGCUUGUCGCUCUACGCUCACUUAUUGUUUAUCGCAAGCUGGACAACUCUAUUUCUCUGUUGGGUGAGCAGCACUGGCCAUUCCCUGAACCUGAUGUGGAUGCCUGCAGGCGUGAAGACAUACAAGCUACAAUCGAGGGGUGUCCACGGUGGUAUUACUCAUGUGAUCUUCCCAGUGCUCCAGUUGCCGUUUCGACCGAAUACCCUACCGGUGAUGUGCAUAAGUCAUGCGAUCCUGGGAGGGUCACAAGGCAGACUUCUGAUAUUCAACUGUCGCAGAUUCUAAUGGCAAUGGUAAUCAGCAUGAGCGCACCGGGCAUGGGUGGUAUGGUGUCCUCUUCCUGCUACAAUCAAGGACAUUUCCAAGGAAGGUGGGGUGUCGUCGCUGUUGUUGCCGGCUUCGUGCAAGGCUCCGUCGACAGCUUCAACGACUACUUCAGCAUCUCCUUCAACUCGGUCGCCAUCGCCCACAGCUACUACCCCCACGUCGUUCAAGUCAACGCCAACUUCCCCUUUUACCUUUCUUCCUCCUCGGCUCCUCUCGAGAGUGCUUCCUCCAUUCGUGUACCGAUGAACUGUAACCUGCUACUGCAACAGAGAGUGUAGAUCGAACCCUGUGUCCAUCUAUUCCCUUACACUUCACCAGCCAACCAUUACACAAUUGCAGUCACACCAUGCUGAGCAGAAGCUGAUCACCCUCGAGUCCCUAGCCAGGUACGGUCCAGGACUGCGGAAGAUGGUAAUUAGGACCUCCUCCAAGGUAAAUAACUGCCUCCAUUCAGUGCUGCAAAACUCUUCAUUCUGUUUCUUUCUCCUUGUUUCCCUGCACCGACAACUAGAUACAUACGUACGCACUGAUGGCAGAAGCUUGUCAGCAAAAUCAACACCAUUCAGCUUUGGUUACUCCAUCAAAACAGUAUCAUAACAUCCAUAGGAGUUUGCUGCUUAUUAUAUAUAAGUGGCUUCCCUCUCUGCAUAGCAUAGCUUCCCUCCUAGCACUCACCUCUUGCAUUCCAUGCCCAACACCAAACUGUGAGCUAGGCUUCAGAGCUCGGAUCAGCCAUGGCGAUCGGAGCUGUGCUGUCGCAACAAUGGAGCUUGUUGCUCUCGCUUGCGGCGCUCGUGGCUCUGUGGUGGGCCUGGAGGGUGCUGGAGCUGGCCUGGGUCACCCCGCGGAGGCUGGGCCGAGCGCUCCGGGCUCAGGGCCUCGGCGGCAGGGCGUACCGCUUCCCGUUCGGCGAUCUGCAGGAGUUUUCCCGGCUGGUCGCCGUGGCCCGGUCGGAGCCCAUGCUGCCGCCGUCGCACGAUAUCACAGCGCGGGUGGCCCCUCUGUACCACAGCGUGAUCAAGGAGCACGGGAAGAUCUCCGUGACCUGGUUCGGCCCGACGCCGAGGGUGAUCGUGAACGAUCCUAAACUGGUGCGGGAGAUACUAGCCAACAAGUCCGGGCACUUCCGGAAGCGCAAGUUCAGCAAUGGCAUCGUCAGGCGGCUGGCCAACGGGCUGGUGAGCCACGACGGCGAGAAAUGGGCCGCUCACCGGAAGAUCAUCAACCCCGCAUUUCAUCUUGAGAAACUCAAGAAAAUGAUGCCCGCUUUCGUUGCCUGCUGCAAUGAGCUGGUAGCUAGGUGGGAGGAUCAUGUGGGAUCCGAUGAGGCCAAGGAGAUUGACGUGUGGCCGGAGUUCCAGAACCUCACCGGCGACGUGAUCUCCCGCGCGGCGUUCGGCAGCAGCUUCAGCGAAGGGAGGAGGAUUUUCCAGAUACAGUCGGAGCAGGCCCAGAAUGUGGUGAAGAUGCUCAACACCCUAUACCUCCCAGGUUUCAAGUUCUUACCAAUGCAGCUCAACAGACGGGUGAAGGCGAACGCGCGCGAGGUCGAGUCGCUGCUCAAAGGCAUAAUCGGCAAGAGGGAGAUGGCCAUGAGAGAAGGCAGCGCCAGCAACGAUGACCUGCUGGGCGUGCUGAUGGAGUGCAACGCCGCGGAGACCAAGGAAGCCGGGAGCACCAAGCCCAUCAUGACCAUGGACGACAUCAUCGGGGAGCUCAAGCUCUUCUACUUCGCCGGAAUGGACACCACCGCCGUGCUUCUCACCUGGACGCUGGUCGCGCUGAGCAUGCACCCCGAGUGGCAGGACCGGGCGAGGGAGGAGGUCCUGCGCGUCUUCGGGGACAAGGACCAGCCGGACCUGGACGGCAUAAACCAGCUCAAGGUGGUGGCCAUGGUGCUGCACGAGGUGCUCAGGCUGUACCCGCCGGUGAUCCAGUUCGACCGGCAGACGUACACGGAGGUGGAGCUGGGCGGCGUCAGGUACCCGCCGGGGGUGAUCCUCUCGCUGCCCAUCGUGUUCCUCCACCACGACCCGGACGUCUGGGGAGAGGACGCCGACGAGUUCAGGCCGGAGAGGUUCGCCGAGGGCGUCUCCAAGGCGUCCGGGAGCUCGUCGUCGCCGGCGUUCUUCCCGUUCGGGUGGGGCCCACGGGUCUGCGUCGGCCAGAACUUCGCGCUCAUCGAGGCCAAGAUGGCGCUGAGCAGGAUACUGCAGCGCUUCCAGUUCGGGCUGUCGCCGUCCUACAGGCACGCCCCAUUCCCGGUCUCUACCCUGCAGCCUGAUCAUGGCGCGCCCAUCAUGCUCAAGAAACUCUAGCCGCAACAUGUCUUAAAAUAAAUCUCAGCAUAUUGUAAACCAAGAGAGAUAAUGAGAGCUAGUUAUAAAUCUCAACAUGUAUUUGUUUGUUUUCUGUGGGUUUUGUUUAAGAGAUUGUUAUCAGAGGUGAUCCUCAAAUAGAUUGUUUUCAUCCAUCA